UGCUGUUCUUUAGACAUCCAACAAGAUUUUAUUGCACAAUGUUAACUGGAAUGACAACGCAAAAUGCUCUCCUAUUUCUAUGUAGCCACAAAAUACGGAGUGUGCCAACAAUUACUUUUCUCUCCGACCGUUUUCUUAUAAAGAAAGCAGCAGAGGCUCGCGGUUACAUAUAAAUAUGUAUAAUAUUACUAUUGACCAACUGUUCUCGAACAAUGUUAAACGUCUUAAUUUAAAAAGUGCUUGUGCAACUACGGCUAGUGACUAAUUUUGACCUAUAUUGCGUGCACACGCAGGAACCGGCAGAGGCGGGCAUGCACGCAGAGUCCCGGCCGGAGUCUCCGCGCUGGGGGGCGUCAGAGGAAAGGACCACAUCUCUCCCCGGCCCUGCGCUUUAGGGGCGUGUCCGAUUGGUAUAGCCGGCCAGCUACGCACGGAGCCGCAGCGGAUCGGGACUCCUGGGGGGAAGAGGCAGAGGUAGUCAUGUCGGGGAGCGGGAGUAUGUGCCCAACGGAGGCGCAGAAUGGGGGGUCCUGCGGCGCCGCCAGGGAUCCACGUGUUAUCGGCCGGGCCGUCGGCAACAAAGUCACUGUGGUGCUCGGAGCUCAGUGGGGUGACGAGGGCAAGGGGAAAGUCGUGGACCUGCUGGCCCAGGACGCCGAUAUCGUUUGCCGAUGUCAGGGCGGAAACAAUGCCGGACAUACUGUGGUCGUGGACGCCGUGGAGUAUGACUUCCACCUCCUUCCCAGUGGCAUCAUCAACCCCAACGUCACCGCGUUCAUAGGCAAUGGAGUGGUGAUCCACCUGCCAGGCCUCUUCGAAGAGGCGGAGAAGAACGAGCGAAAGGGAAAAGGUCUGGAGGGAUGGGAGAAGCGGCUGAUCAUUUCGGACAGGGCGCACAUCGUUUUCGAUUUCCACCAGGCGGUAGAUGGAGUCCAGGAGCAGCAACGGCAGCAACAGGCAGGAAAGAAGUUGGGAACGACGAAGAAGGGCAUCGGGCCGGUUUACUCAGCCAAGGCGGCCCGCAGCGGCCUCCGGAUAUGCGACCUCCUCUCCGACUUCCAUGACUUCUCUGAAAGGUUUAAGGUGUUAGCGAUGCAGUACAAGGCCAUGUACCCGACGCUGGAGGUCGACAUCGAUGGCGAGCUUGAGAAACUGCAGGUGUACGUGGAGAAGAUCCAACCUAUGGUGCGGGACGGCGUGUACUUCAUGUACCAAGCACUGCACGGGCCCCCGAAGAAGAUUCUGGUGGAGGGGGCCAACGCAGCCCUCCUGGAUAUUGACUUUGGGACGUACCCCUUUGUGACUUCCUCCAACUGCACCGUGGGUGGAGUGUGCACGGGCCUGGGCAUGCCCCCCCAGAAUGUGGGCGAGGUGUACGGCGUAGUCAAGGCUUACACCACACGUGUGGGGAUCGGAGCCUUCCCCUCCGAGCAGAACAAUGACGUCGGUGAGCUCCUGCAGACCCGGGGGAAGGAGGUGGGCGUGACCACGGGUCGCAAGAGGAGGUGCGGUUGGCUGGACCUGGUGCUAAUUAAAUACGCCCACAUGAUCAACGGUUUCACUGCGCUAGCCCUAACCAAACUGGACAUUUUGGAUGUGUUUUCUGAAAUUAAAGUUGGCGUGGCUUACAAGGUGGACGGCGAAUUAAUACCUCACUUCCCAGCUAACCAAGAAGUCUUACAAAAGGUGGAGGUGCAGUAUGAAACGCUCCCUGGCUGGAACAGUGACACCUCUGGCGCUAGGACGUUUGAAGAUUUGCCCGAGAAGGCCCAGAAAUACGUCUCCUACAUCGAGUCGUACCUGGAGGUGCCUGUCAAGUGGAUCGGCGUGGGCAAGUCUCGGGAGUCCAUGAUCCAAGUCUUCUGAGGGGCCUCGCUGCUCCCGGAAGAGGGUUGCCGCCGGCCCAUCUAGACGUCCCACUCCUCCCCCCCCCCCCUGCUAAUCAAGGCCCUGGGGCUUAUAAGGUUUGGGGGACCACAGAGGCACCUAGCUACAUAUGGACACUUCUCUGUGUGGGGACCUCUCUGUCUUCUGUGUGAUGCCAGAGGGACAGUGGGCCAAUCAGGGGUCGGGGGGGCCUUUUUGGAGCAGAUGAGCUCAUCUGCUGUGUACAUGCAGGUCUCUUCCUUACUGUCCCAGGACCGCUACACCCUUGGCUCUGACUGGCAGUAACAUAAACAGCAACAAUAGUAAUAACAAAAAUGAUUAUACUCUUAAAACAUGGAUGGCUCCCCCCCCCCCCCCCCCCACUCACUCCCGUUCUCCUCUCCCGGUCUGGGAGGCUCUGGAACCUCAGAAUCUAAAAACGGAACCACGUCCGCAUGCCGUGUGUCUUGUAGAUGUCUAGUUUCGCCUCAGCUUGGGAAAUGUCCAGUCUUCAUUCUACGUUCUCCGUUGUCAGUCUGUCCUUUGGGAACAUACAGGUACGCGCGUGUGUAUUUGUGUGUGUGUGUGUGUGUGUGCGUGUGUGUGUGUGUGCGCACGUGCGUGCAUGCGUAUAAGGAGACCUUUAUGAUAUAAAAAGUUUCGACCCCACA
Messenger RNA from Paramormyrops kingsleyae, 2537 nucleotides. RefSeq names its product adenylosuccinate synthase 2 (gene adss2). Gene Ontology annotation, cellular component: cytoplasm. The record is from RefSeq and is a predicted model, not a curated record. Gene Ontology annotation, biological process: 'de novo' AMP biosynthetic process; IMP metabolic process. Gene Ontology annotation, molecular function: GTP binding; adenylosuccinate synthase activity. Lineage: Eukaryota; Metazoa; Chordata; Actinopteri; Osteoglossiformes; Mormyridae.